AUGGCAACCACUCAGCCCAAUAUCAGUCCCCACCUGAAGGCGCUCGCCCAGAAGACCGAUGUCUUCCCUCUCCCUGACUCGCUCAAUUCGUUUGUCGAUUUAUCCGGCACAGCUACACCUGUCAGGCGAGGUUCCACUGCAGGUAAAGCAGACGAAGAGGCACCCACUUUCGACAAUCCUUACAAUGUCAUGAUUCACAACUGCAACCACAAUCCUUCUAAAAUCCAAGAAGCCUACAACACACAUCGAACCACCCGCAACUCGUUGUCGCGCCACAAGCUUCUCACAGACCCGACCCCCAUCAAGCUCGAUUACAUCCUCCUCAAAUCCCAUGUCCUUCAAGAUGGAACAAUCGAUCAUCGCAAUUGCCUUGUGUUCUGGGCCCGUCCGCCGCUUAGAGUGCGUAACUUCAUUGCCACCGUGCAAGAUAAGUUGAGAGCUGUCGCACCCAAUCUCUGGCUAAUGCCUCCUCCAAAUCUUCAUACUACCGUCCUCGAGAUUACACACUCCCGUACGCCAGAGUACAUCGCCGAUCUCGUCAAGACUAUGCGCCCGUCCCUUCAAUCGAUCGUAGACCACACCUAUACCCACCGGGCCAAAUUAGUCAAACCUAUGCUUUCAUUCGACGGUUCUGCUUGUGCUAUCUCAUUCGUCCCAGCUGCUCCAGCCGGUGAAGGAAGGGACAAUGAGAAGGGUUCUCAUAACUACAACUACACAUACCAUCACCUUCGUCGUGACCUCUACGACCUAUCCAAGGAGUCUGGAGUCGAGAUCGAUAGUCGUUACACUGUUCCUUCCGCCCACAUUACCAUUGCCCGUUUCAUAACCACGGAAGACCACGUCCCCUCCGAGCUCGCUGUCGGCGAAACAGCAGAACCGGAGGCUAUCGCUUCGACCACGAGCAUCUUGGCUGACUCUUCACAGCCCGAUCUGAGAGCUACGAUCCCAGCUGUGAAGAUCAAGAAGAGCAAGAUGGAGAAGUGGGUUGAGUCAUUGGACGAGAUCAACCAGUGGUUAUCGGAGUACGAAGGGGAUGGAGCGGAAUGGAUUGUUGGUGAGGAGAAGGGCUUGGAUUGUAGAAUCGGUAGGUUGUGGUACGGUGGCGGCGAGACCGUUGUGCUUGGUAAGGGUAUUUAA
Orbilia oligospora ATCC 24927 is the source of this 1137-nucleotide messenger RNA. RefSeq lists its product as uncharacterized. Bases 1 to 1137 code for a protein of 378 amino acids. Lineage: Eukaryota; Fungi; Ascomycota; Orbiliomycetes; Orbiliales; Orbiliaceae. The transcript has 3 exons. The record is from RefSeq and is a predicted model, not a curated record.